Molecule: messenger RNA, 1422 nt
Organism: Solanum tuberosum (potato)
Lineage: Eukaryota; Viridiplantae; Streptophyta; Magnoliopsida; Solanales; Solanaceae
Product: probable F-box protein At1g65740
Exons: 1
Coding region: 139-1212 (357 amino acids)
Molecular function (GO): protein binding
Source: RefSeq, a predicted model, not a curated record
UAAUCCAAAAGUAACUCGAAUUGGGUCCGAAUUUUCCUCCAACAAAUCUUCUUGUUGAGCGCUUACAUAAAUUUCCUCAAACGCAAAAACCCUAAAAGUAAAAUCACUCCUCUUUUGCCCUCUUUUUAAGUUUUAGCUAUGGCGGAUUGGUCGUUACUUCCAUACGAUCUACUUGUUACAAUAGCAAAUCGUGUUACAGUUAUGGAGGAUUUCAUUGUUUUUGGUGCCGUUUGUAAAUCAUGGCGAAUUGCUGCUACCAAAGAGAAUUUUGAUGGACCAUUCCCACAACUUCCAUUGCUUAUGUUGGCUGUUGAAAGAGACGACGCCAAUGAUUAUCGUGAAUUUUACUCUCUUUCGAAGGAGAAAAUAACACGAGUAUUUCUUCCAGAAGCUAGAUCUAGAAAUCGAGAAUGUUUUUCAACAAUGGGAUGGAUUGCCACCGUCGAAUAUACAGGUAUCGGAGAGAUGAAGUUAUCGCACCCUUUUUCACAUUCUCAAAUUCAUCUUCCUCCCCAUAUUGGUUUGAGAGAUUGGGAACCAACUCAUGAAAAUAGCUAUGUGUCUAUCAAUAAAAUUAUAUUAUCUGCUAAUCCUUCGUUUUCGUCCGAUUUUGUUGUGAUUAUUUCGUAUAGUAGACAUAAAAGUUAUUUGGCUUGUUGGCGACCUGGAGAUCUCUUUUGGACUCCAAUUGAUGAUGUUGAUGAAUUUGGUGAAUUAUGGGAUAUACACUACUUUAAUGGACAGUUUUAUAUGAUUACUUCUAGCGGAGUUUGGGUUAUUGAUGAGGAUUAUGAACCUCAAUUGGUUAUUCAGAAAAACAAUUAUGGUCCGCGAAAGCAGCUCUAUCUUGUCGAAGUAUCAGGUGCACUGUUACUUGUUUCACAAUUUUGUAAGCAUGAUAGUUUUUUUGGAUCCUAUAUGACCUAUGACUUUCGAGUAUGGAAACUCGAUUUAAUUAGACGUAAAGCAAAAGAGAUUAAAGUCUUGGGAGAUAGUGCAAUUUUUUUAGGGAAGAAUGGAUCAUUUUCAAUUGACACGUCUAAGUCGAAAGGAGUGAAGCCUAAUCACAUCUAUUUUACUGAUAAUUGGAAAUACGGAGAUGGCAAAGAUAUGGGAGCUUACAACUUUGAAGAUGGAAAAAUUCAAUCUUUUUAUGUGGGUGUUUCUGUUCAUCCUAUUUGCCCGGCAACUUGGGUUAUCCCAUCAUUAUGAUAUCAAAAGGGGAAUUGCACAUACCUCUGCGACAUUCUCUAGCCUAGUAAUUUUGGCCAUUUAUUUACGUUUUCCGUCUUAUCAGAGUAAAGUUUUAAGAAUUAUUUGCUUUCUUUGAUCGUAAUCGUGUCUGUAUGUUUAUGUUUUGAAUUUCAAUCUUCUUUUAAGUAAAUUUUGAUGAUACUUCCUAUGAAUGAUUUAGGCUUGUGA